AUGCCGUUCAACGAACUCCAGCGGCGAGAUUCGUGGCCACCAACCAUACUACAUAUUCGAGAUAAUCAUAACCAAAACACCGACACAUACGAUGCAACUGCGAUUGAUGAGAAUCCUUUCUCGUACUUCCUCACAUCGCCAGAAGAUCUAGAUGACUUUGAUGAUGAAGAUCUUUCCGCCGGCAUUGAAUCGUCGUCCACCUCCAAACCAGUGAUUCGCGAAAUCUCGCCAUCAUCACUACAACGAGUCCCACUUAUAAUCGAGGAAGACGAAGACGAAGAAUCGUCUUUCAUAAUGCCACUAUCUCUCAAAGACUUUACAACAAAGCACAUCAGUGGCCGCAAAUCGCGAACAGGAUACCACAAGGGCGUAACAGGCCUAGGAAUAUCGAUCCCCGAAACCGCAUCCACGCGUGGCCGUGCUCGAGUCAAACUCGCACCAACUCGCGCAGCUGGACAAGGUCGUGGAAGGGCACGAACUCUAAGUGCAAGACGCCCGCAGAGCUGGAGUAUGCCGAGUCCUGAUAUUUUCCCGAUCGAGGAGGAGAAUGAGGAUGAGGUUCAAGUCGCAAGCCAGAAGACACCCGAGAUUGUGGUCACCACGCCAGACGAGAGACAUAUCUACCAUCUUGCUCCCGCGGCCUUCAAGCCGAAAAAGAAGAAGAGAGUUCAUUGGGCAAUUUGA
Messenger RNA from Glarea lozoyensis ATCC 20868, 684 nucleotides. RefSeq lists its product as uncharacterized. The transcript has a single exon. The record is from RefSeq and is a predicted model, not a curated record. Bases 1 to 684 code for a protein of 227 amino acids. Lineage: Eukaryota; Fungi; Ascomycota; Leotiomycetes; Helotiales; Helotiaceae.